CUCUGGUUAAGUCCCUCUGGCUCAGACAAGGAGAGAAACACAGACACAGAGAGAGAGAGAGAGAGAGAGAGAGGGUGGAUGUGGUGCAUGCAAGCGAUUCGUAGCUGAAGAGAGUGUUGGCUGAGGAGAGAGGAAGAAAGUUGAGAAAGAGAGGGAGAGACUGACGGUUGAAUCGGAGGAAUUGGUUGUGAAUUGAGAGAACUUGGCUUUGAGGUUUGAAGCUAGGUUUUUGAUUGAGCUGAAAGAGAUAGGAAGCUUAAAGAGAUUGAUGUGAUCGAAAGAACUUGUGGUGUUUGGUGUAGAAAAGCGUUGGUUUGGGGUUGUUUAUGUGGAGAGAGUAGAAAGCAGAGAGAUAAGGUGGAGCCGAAGAAUCUGUGUGUUGAUUGAGGAAUUGGGGUUGUAACGAUUGGGUUUUCGAUUCUGCGAGAGCUGAGAAUUCUUCAGAUGAGAGAUCUGUGCUGAGGGAGCACAGGGAAAUGGCGUCUUCGGAGGUAUCGGUGAAAGGAAAUUCAGGUCAUAGCGACCACAGCGAUGUUAGAAACAGCACGGAAGGGAAAAAAGGUCAUUCCACAUUUUCCGGUACCAGCAAAGAUGCGGAGACCGCGCUUUACAAGGAGCUCUGGCAUGCUUGUGCGGGUCCUCUGGUAACCGUACCUCGUGAAAACGAGCGCGUCUUCUAUUUUCCUCAGGGCCAUAUCGAGCAGGUGGAGGCGUCUACUAAUCAAGUGGCGGAACAGCAGAUGCCUAUGUAUGAACUUCCCUCUAAGAUCCUGUGCCGGGUCAUUAAUGUGCAACUGAAGGCUGAAGCAGACACUGAUGAGGUCUUUGCACAAGUAACUUUGAUUCCGGAGGCAAAUCAAGAUGAGAAUGCAGUGGAGAAGGAACCUCCUCCACCUCCACCGCCACGAUUUCAUGUGCACUCGUUUUGUAAGACACUGACGGCCUCUGAUACGAGCACUCAUGGUGGAUUUUCGGUGUUGAGACGGCAUGCAGACGAAUGUCUCCCGCCACUGGACAUGUCAAGGCAGCCCCCAACCCAGGAGUUGGCUGCCAAGGACUUGCAUGGAAGUGAGUGGCGGUUCCGCCAUAUCUUCCGUGGUCAACCGCGAAGGCACUUACUUCAAAGUGGUUGGAGUGUGUUUGUUAGCUCCAAAAGGCUUGUUGCCGGGGAUGCAUUUAUUUUUCUGAGGGGUGAGAAUGGGGAACUUCGUGUUGGUGUUAGACGUGCUAUGAGACAGCAGAGUAAUGUUCCAUCGUCAGUCAUAUCCAGUCACAGCAUGCAUCUUGGUGUCCUUGCCACAGCGUGGCAUGCCAUCUUGACCAAAACCAUGUUCACUGUUUACUACAAGCCCAGGACAAGCCCUGCUGAGUUUAUUGUUCCCUACGACCAGUAUAUGGAGUCUAUGAAGAAUAACCACUCCAUAGGAAUGAGGUUUAAAAUGAAAUUUGAAGGUGAAGAAGCUCCUGAACAAAGGUUUACUGGUACCAUAGUUGGAGUUGAAGAUGCUGACCCCAACAGAUGGAAAACUUCCAAAUGGAGAUGCCUCAAGGUGAGAUGGGAUGAAACAAGUACUGUACCUCGUCCAGAAAGAGUGUCGCCUUGGAAAAUAGAGCCUGCUCUUGCUCCUCCUGCACUAAAUCCCCUUCCAAUGUCCAGGCCAAAGAGGCCCCGAUCAAACAUGGUGCCCUCAUCUCCCGACUCCUCUGUUCUUACCAGGGAAGGUUCAUCGAGAGUGACUCUAGACCCUUCACCAGCAACUGGGUUUUCAAGGGUCUUGCAAGGUCAAGAAUUCUCGACCUUGAGAGGCAAUUUUGCAGAGAGCAACGAGUGUGACACUGCUGAAAAGUCUGUUGCAUGGCCACCAUCACUAGAUGAUGAAAAGAUUGAUGUGGUGUCUGCUUCAAGACAAUAUGGGUCUGAGAACUGGAUGUCCUCAGGGAGGCAUGAAGCAAUUUACACGGAUUUGCUGUCAGGCUUCGGGGUUAAUGCUGAUGCCUCGCAUGGUAACCGUGCAUCAUUUGAUCAAGCUGCAGCAGCUGUUAAUGUUACAAGAAAACAAUCACUUGAUCAGGAAGGCAAGUUUAACUUGCUUUCUAACCCAUGGUCCUUAAUGCCCUCUGGUCUCUCACUUAACUUGUCAGCCUCUAAUCUGAAGGGACCUGUGCAAGGUAGUGAUGUAGCUUAUCAAGCGCAAGGCAAUGCUAGAUAUGGUAGCAUUACAGAGUAUCCUGUGCUUCAUAGUCAAAGAGUGGAGCACCCACAAGGAAACUGGUUGAUGCCUCCUCCUGCCCCAUGUCAUUUUGAGAAUCCUGCUCAUUCAAGAGAGCUAAUGCCAAAACCCAUGUUGGUACAACAAUAUGAAUCUGUGAAACCCAAAGAUGGGAACUACAAGCUCUUUGGCAUACCCCUCAUCAGUAAUCCUGUUACACCAGAACCAGUAGCACCACGUAGGAGUAUGAUGAAUGAGCCAGCAGGUCAAUUACUUAAUAAUACACAGCAGGUGCAUACUAAUGACUCUGAGCAAAAGUCAGAACAGUCACGGGGCUCAAAAUCAGCAGAUAAUCCACUUCCUCUUAAUGAGAAGCAGAAGUCGGUACAAAUGUGUGAGCAGCAUUCAAGAGAGGUGCAAGGCAAAGCACUAGGCGGUUCAACUAGGAGUUGUACUAAGGUUCACAAGCAGGGAAUUGCACUUGGUCGGUCGGUGGACCUAACUAAAUUUAACAAUUAUGAAGAACUGAUUGCUGAAUUAGACCAGUUGUUUGAAUUUGGUGGUGAAUUGAUGGCUCCCCAAAAGAAUUGGCUGAUUGUAUAUACGGAUGACGAGGGUGAUAUGAUGCUCGUUGGGGAUGAUCCCUGGCAGGAAUUUUGUGGCAUGGUUCGCAAGAUUUUCAUCUACACCAAAGAGGAGGUCCAGAAGAUGAACCCAAGCACCUUAAAUUCAAAGGGUGGGGAGAAUCAAUUGGUUGCUGAAGGUGGGGAUGCAAAAGAAGUGAAAUCUCAGCCGCUUUGAAAAAUGAUAUGGCUGGCUCUCAGAGGUUAUAGGUAAUAAUGUUCCUGGCUUUGGAGGAGAAUGCUGUACAGCCAUUCCAGUUGGGAAAUAUGAACUAAUUGAGAUGGAUGUGUGUCUCACCCACUUUUUAGAUAGCUCGCUCGUUAUGUCUCAGAAAUCAGAUGUAGUAGAAGGCACAUAUGAUAUGAUAUAUAUCCAAUUUUGAACAUGUUGCGGGGUUAGUAUUUUAUGGUGUCCAGUUAUAUAUACAUAAAUAUGUAUACCUUGCAAUUUCAGACCAUCCCCCACCUUGUAUAUAUAGUUGUAUUACUCCUGCCUCCCAGCUUUUACUGUAAGUAGUAGUAGUAAGAACAUACAGCGCCGGAUGUAUUUUGGGUAAAAAUUUAUCUAAUGCUUUCAUUCUGUUGCUUUCUAAA
This is a messenger RNA of Corylus avellana, 3427 nucleotides long. RefSeq names its product auxin response factor 2 (gene ARF2). The record is from RefSeq and is a predicted model, not a curated record. Lineage: Eukaryota; Viridiplantae; Streptophyta; Magnoliopsida; Fagales; Betulaceae. Gene Ontology annotation, biological process: regulation of DNA-templated transcription; response to hormone. Gene Ontology annotation, molecular function: DNA binding. Gene Ontology annotation, cellular component: nucleus.